AUGGAAACCUCGUCGCUAAACCUCAACUCAACACCCGCUGGGACGUCCGAGGGCCCUUCUACCUCGCAACGAAAUGGCGCAUUCCCGGAAAAGUUCACCAUUUACCGACAUGCCAAGCUUAGCCGCACCUAUAUUCUCGGCGACGGCCCCGACAGCCCCAUCUACGCGCUCUCGUAUCAGGGCAGCGAUACCUCGGGCCAGCCGCAAAUCAUCCUCCACUCGGGGCCCCAAAGCGACACGACCCUCUCGCCACACUCCGGCGCCGCUAUCGCGAGUCUCGGGGUCGAAAAGUCGGGGUGGAAGCUCGUGCGACUGGGCGCUGGUGGCAAAGGGGAUUCGAAAACCGACGCGAGCGUUGUGGCGAGCGGUGGAGACGCAAGCAUAGCAGACAACUCCGGCGCUGGUCGAACCUCUUAA
Messenger RNA from Parascedosporium putredinis, 417 nucleotides. The record is from the annotation of a GenBank genome assembly. Lineage: Eukaryota; Fungi; Ascomycota; Sordariomycetes; Microascales; Microascaceae.